This is a messenger RNA of Eupeodes corollae, 912 nucleotides long. RefSeq lists its product as uncharacterized. Lineage: Eukaryota; Metazoa; Arthropoda; Insecta; Diptera; Syrphidae. The transcript is spliced from 2 exons. The record is from RefSeq and is a predicted model, not a curated record. Bases 1 to 912 code for a protein of 303 amino acids.
AUGAUCCAUGGUCCAUGUGGCACUCUAAACAUGAUGUCGCCAUGUAUGGAUAAUGGAAAAUGUACAAAACGUUUUCCAAAACCAUGUGAAACUGAUACUAUCACCAAUAUGGACGGUUAUCCAUCUUAUCGACGUAGAGACGUAGACAAUGGUGGUCAAUCAUAUGAAUUGCGUCUGUCAAAUGCACACAUAAACGUUGAACUAUACAGUUCAAUGAAGUCUAUCAAAUACAUUUGUAAGUAUGUUCACAAGGGUAGUGAUAAAGCUAUAUUUGCUGUUCAAAAUGUUAACGACAAUGACGAAAUAACACGUUAUCAAAUGGGUCGAUACAUAAGUAGCAACGAAGCUAUUUGGCGCAUUUUUACGUUCCCUAUACAUGAAAGGGAUCCUGCUGUUAUACAUUUGGCUGUGCAUCUUGAAAACGGACAGCGUGUUUACUUUACAGAAGAAACUGCACUACAACAGGCUUUGACGGCUCCAAAAACAACUCUUACUCAAUUUUUUAACCUUUGUAGUCGACAAGAUGCUGAUGGUCAAUUCGCAAGGACGUUGAUGUACACUGAUGUUCCUAAAUUUUUUACAUGGAAUAAACAAUCAAAGAAUUGGGAACCGCGGAAACGAGGCAUUCCAGUACCAGGAUUCGCUGAUAUAUUUAUGACAAAAACUUUAGGUCGAUUAUAUACAGAUCAUCCUAAGCAACGCGAAUGUUUUUUUUUGCGUUUAUUACUGGUUAACGUCCCUGGACCGACGUCCUUCCAAUAUUUGCGAAAAGUCAAUGGUACUUCAUACGACUCUUUCUUCGAUGCGUGUCGUGAGUUAUAUUUAUUGGAGGAUGAUAACCAUUGGGAUCUCACACUUGCAGAUGCAGCACUGAGCUCAUCUCCACAACAAAUUCGUCAAUUAUUUCAAUAA